This is a messenger RNA of Vespula pensylvanica (western yellowjacket), 3387 nucleotides long. RefSeq names its product ubiquitin carboxyl-terminal hydrolase 35 (gene DUBAI). Gene Ontology annotation, molecular function: cysteine-type deubiquitinase activity; cysteine-type endopeptidase activity. NCBI's taxonomy places the organism in Eukaryota, Metazoa, Arthropoda, Insecta, Hymenoptera, Vespidae. The transcript is spliced from 3 exons. The coding region runs from base 263 to 2875 and encodes 870 amino acids. Gene Ontology annotation, biological process: protein deubiquitination. Gene Ontology annotation, cellular component: cytosol; nucleus. The record is from RefSeq and is a predicted model, not a curated record.
CCGUUUUUAAUGACUCGCUUGUAAUUGGAACCUAUUAUCGUGAAUAUUUUGAUCUUUUUAUGGAUCUUAGAAAGUUGUGUUGUGGCCCUAAAGCGGUGAAUACCAUCGUGCCAAUCUGUUCGCGUUGGCUGUGACCAGCUGUGACCAUGAAAUCAUUUUGAUUUUCAUGAAAGUCAUUGUCGAUUGAGGUUAAAAAUAGUUGUAGUUAAUCCGAGUAAGGAUAAAGAGUUUAAAGUGAAAUUCAAAGUGCGCCUAAUUAACAAUGGGUACGGGACAAAUAAAGCGUGAUAUCGAGCGUAGCUUGAAUUUAAUAGUAACGGGGAAAGAGUCGGAGAUUGCUGAGGGAUGGGAAAAGUUACAGAAGCUCGACGGUAAUCAGGUAUAUAGUCAAUUAAAUACCUGUCUUGAUAUUUUGAGGCGUAUUUUAAAAGAACGAAUCACGAAUGUUAACGAAAUCCCUCGCAUCAUUUCUUGGUUUUGUAAACACGUAAUAAGGAAUGCUUCGGAUGGCAGUACAUUCGUCAGUGAUUUAAUUAUAUUCUUGAAGAAUACACACAUCAAGGACGUGUACAAUUUGACGACAAUUCUUCAUCCAUUGAUUAUUUAUGAUACUUAUUUUUGUGAGUCUGGCAAUUACAUAGAACUUUGCGAAACGAUAGUCAUAAGUCUGGCUAGUCUUUCAACGCCUUAUCAGCCAUUGAAAGACGAUGAGUUUAAUGAUAAUGUUAUUAAGAUUCAGAGUUUUUUAAAAAAGAUAUGUUCCAAUACAAAGAAUGUACACAGUGAGGAUCCUACUUUUGUAUGUUUGAAAACAUUGUACAAAAUUAUAUCGGAUAAGGAACGGAUACAGGAACCAGCUCUUGCAUUAGCGACAGUGCUGCAAUUGACAGAACCUUCUUUUAUACCUCGUGCAGUUAAUUGGAUCCUUUCAGAAUCGCUGUGUGAUGAUAAACUGGUUCAAGCUUUAAAGGUCUUAUGCACUUGGUUUCCAGAAUGGAAAGGAGACAGACUUGGCCGUUGGAUAAUGGAAUUUAUACUUGGUUUAGAAAGAAAACAGAAAGAUGCAAUACUUAUUGAGGUUACAGAAGCUACAUUGAGUACAAUGUUCCCAGCUUUAUUAGAGCCAGUACUUCGUCGUAAUGCUUCAGAGAUUAUAUUUCAUAUUUUAAAAAGACAAGGCUCAUUACGUUUAUUACAUAUUAUCAUUAGUACCAUGGAUAUGAUAUUAUUUCAAUUAGUGAAAGAGAAUUCAGAAUCUAGUAGAGAAUGUAUACAAGAAAUGAUUAAUAUAAGGACAGCUCUUACAACAAGACAUAUAAAUCCAAAAACAUAUAUAUUUCCACAAAUUAAUUUACAAGUAAUGCCUCAAAGAAAUGUUGUCAGAGAAAUACUGAUUGGGCCUACCUGGACAAAUGAAAAAGAAUUAGAUUCUUUUGUAGAACCUCCUAAAUCUAUAAUUGGAAAAGUGGGUCUUUCUAAUCUUGGGAAUAUAUGUUAUAUGAACAGUGUAUUACAAGCCUUAGUUAUGACAAGAGAAUUUUGUCAUGAAGUAUUAAAUUAUAAACCUUCAAAUGAUAGUGGUGAACAAGUUAUAUUGAAGAAACUACAAAAUUUAUUUGCUUUGCUAUUGUACUCCAAUAGAAUAUCUUUAGCGCCAACUGAAAUUUGGAAUGCUUGUCGGCCUGCUUCUUUCUUACCUGGUCAACAACAGGAUAGUUCAGAAUUUCUUUGUCACUUGUUAGAUAUGCUGCAUGAACAAGAGAAAUGUGGUGGAAAUGAUUUAAGUGGUUGCCAAUAUAAAGUGGAAAGACAAGACAAUGAAAGUCCACCAAUGGAAGAAGCAGGAAUUAUUAAGCGUUGGACUACUGAAGAAAAUUUAACAGGGAGUACAAUUUUACAAAGGAAAACUCAAUCAUUAGCCGAUUUUACUCAAGGUGAAGAGCUAUCACAGACGCAACAUCUUAGCGAUUCUCAUUCUGAUUCCACAGAUAGUGGAAUACAAUCUGUUGGAGGAGAAGAAAUAAAUAUACAAGCCUCUCUUGUACAUAGGGUGUUAGGUGGAGAAUCAAAAAUUACCUAUCAGUGCGCGCAAUGUGAUACUAGUUCACAUAAUACAGAUAAAUUUCGUGAUCUUCAAUUGUGCUUCCCCGAAGAAAUACACGAAAAUCAAAAGGUCUCCGUUCAGGAUCUCAUUAAUUAUUAUCUUACACCAGAAAAAUUAACCGGUGAAAAUAAAUAUAGAUGCGACAAAUGUAUGAGAUUAUGUGAUGCACAAAGAAUUAUUAAGAUUUUACAAGCGCCUGCACAUUUAAUUUUAACGCUGAAACAUUUUCAUUAUGAUUUUGAAAGCCGACUAAGAACGAAAUUACGACAUAAAGUUAUAUAUAAUGACAUCAUACAAUUGCCGGUAUCAACUCAACCGAAUCCAAUAAAUGAGACUUAUCAACUUUACGCCGCUGUUGUACAUUCGGGCUAUAGUAUGGAUUAUGGACAUUACUUCACGUAUGCUUGUGAUUCUAAACAGAAUUGGUACAAAUUUAAUGACAGUUAUGUUUCUUAUACUUCUCUAGAAGAUUUCAAAGAUUUGAAACCACCAGAUACGCCUUAUAUACUCUUUUAUGAAAAAUUAGGAUCGUCCAAUGGGAUUUAUGAAGAUAAGCUUGAAUUGUCUACAUUGAGUAAACAUAUACAAGACAUCGUUGCAAAGGAUAAAGCGGCAUAUAUAGAAGAAUCAAGACAUCAAUCUGAAAAAUCACAACAAAGUCGAUACCAACCUACGUUUCUUCGCCGAAGUGAUAAUUCUGAUGAUGAAAAUCCUCCAUCUAGUAGUUGUCGUGGUGCAGUUAAUAUACAAACAAAUUCAUUUCUUUGUUAAAUAAUUUUAUAGUCGUCAAAUUGAUUGAAAUUUCAUUUAGCAUUAACGGCGAAUUAAUAUUCAUUAUUCAUUUAAUUCGUAUCAUUUAUGAUUAUAUCGAAAGUUGUAACGUAUUCAGUAAUAUCAUUGCAUAAACACAGGUAUUAUAUUUAUUGUAUUAUAAUAGAAUUUUAUGAAAAAACUAUCACAAAUUUCAAAUUUUUAUCUAUCUUAAGAAGGUUUCUAAUGGUAAACUUUUUUUAAGUCUAUUAAAACGAGAUAUACUAAAUAUAUUGUGUACAUAAACUUAUGUAUAAUCAUAAAUCUGGUGUAAGGUGUGUAAUAUGUUCCAUGGGCUAAUCGCUCUUGUUCAUUAAGCAUCAAGUAAUUUAACAUUGUUAUUGUUGAAAAAUAAGAUGCUUCUGGAAGGUUGGAAGAGAAAGUAACGCGAGUCCACACUUUAAAAAUGAAAUUGUUAUCAAAAAGACACGUGUUGUGUCUUUAAAUAAAAUACUUCAGAUUUUGAAAAAAAA